Molecule: messenger RNA, 1068 nt
Organism: Penicillium chermesinum
Lineage: Eukaryota; Fungi; Ascomycota; Eurotiomycetes; Eurotiales; Aspergillaceae
Exons: 3
Coding region: 1-1068 (355 amino acids)
Source: RefSeq, a predicted model, not a curated record
AUGAUGCUGCUGAACUUGCAUCCAGGGAGUGUGAUAGCGGUGGGCGUCCUUCUGCCCGCCCUCGCCUCGAUCGCUCUCGCUCUUCGUUUCUACAGCCGCCAUCGCUUAUGCAUCCUGCUGAGGGAGGACGAUUGGAUUGGAUUAGUGGCGUGUGUGCUUGUUUGGGGGCUUGGCAUCACUAACAUUGCUGGGGCGGCGCUGGGAGCUCUGGGGGCACAUUCGAAGCCAGCGGGACCUAAUGCGCCUCACCAUGAUACGAUUGUGAGGGGCCGGAGGGAUGAAAUUGCCGAACAGAUUGUGCUCGGGUACAGCGUGGUCGAAAAGAUCACGUUCGGCGUGAUCAAGAUUGGCGUCAUUUUGGCCUAUCGGAGGAUGUUCAGAGGGAAAAGAUGGUUUGAUCUCGCCUCGCUGAUCAUGAUUAUUGUGAAUACCCUCCUCGCCGUCGCAUUUCUGAUCGUCUCUGCUUGUCAGUGCAAGGUGCGCAAUUGGAAUUUGAAGUAUGUGGACUGGUCGCAUCGACGCCAUUGCGUGCAAGCAGAAGUCUCGUGGUCUGCUUUCGCCAUUUGCGAUGUUAUCACCGACAUCCUGCUCUUGUUACUACCAAUCCCCAUGGUGUGGAUGCUGCAGCUUACCACUUCCAAGAAGAUCAGUGUGAUGUUGGUCUUCCUUCUUGGGUCUCUUUCAACGGCGGUGGGAAUCGUAAGGAUGGUGGUCAUUCUAUAUUUCACUUAUGGUAGGGCAAGCUCAGGCUGGAGCAAGGGGAAACCGCUAACGAAUGAUAUAGGCAGCGGUGAUGGAUACCGAGACCUAUUGGACACGAUCUCGACAGCUCUCAUAUGGAGUCUAGUGGAAGCCUCCGUGGCAAUCAUUGCCUCCUGCCUGCCCUCUAUACGGCCGCUGAUCCACCGAGCUUCCGACAGCAGUGCCAGAAGCAAGGGAAUGACCACAAGUAGAGAAUUCGCCUCGAAACGGAGAGCCUCUAGAUUACUUCAAGAAAACUUGUAUGAAUUCGACCGGAUCGAAGACAGGCCGUGCCUGAAGUCUGCAGACGAAGAGUCACGUAGAUAG